Ceratina calcarata is the source of this 884-nucleotide messenger RNA. RefSeq names its product transmembrane p24 trafficking protein eclair (gene eca). Bases 153 to 803 code for a protein of 216 amino acids. NCBI's taxonomy places the organism in Eukaryota, Metazoa, Arthropoda, Insecta, Hymenoptera, Apidae. The transcript is spliced from 4 exons. The record is from RefSeq and is a predicted model, not a curated record.
CAGUGGCGCCACGAAUCUAUGUGAAUACGUGAACCUCAAAGUUGUUUUCGAAGGUGACGUGUGCUGUAUACGGUUAUCCGUAAAACUUUGCCCGAAAAUUAAGUUGAAUUAAGUUCUAACUUCAUACAAACAGCACCGUAGUGUAUAUAAUCAUGUUAAAAUACGGAGGAAUAUUCCUCUUGCUCUUAUGCGUGCUCGAAUAUGGUACGGGGCUCUAUUUUCACAUCGCUGAGACGGAACGAAAGUGUUUCAUCGAGGAGAUUCCAGACGAAACUACUGUAUUAGUUAAUUACAAGGUUGAACUGUACGAUCCGCGAACCGGCGGAUUCGCACCGAGCACACCAGGCAUGGGGAUGCACGUGAAAGUUCAAGAUCCAGAUGAUAAAAUGAUCUUGUCGAGAGUAUACAGUUCGGAAGGAAGAUUUUCCUUCACUUCGCAUACACCUGGUGAACAUAUCAUAUGUCUAUAUUCUAACAGCAGUUCUUGGUUCAGUGGUACCCAAUUGAGAGUACAUCUGGACAUUCAAGUCGGUGAACAUGCUAUAGAUUAUGCCAAUACGGCACACAAGGAAAAGUUUUCAGAGUUGCAGCUGAGGAUACGUCAGCUUCUUGAUCAAGUUGAACAAAUAACGAAGGAACAAAAUUAUCAAAGGUAUCGAGAAGAACGUUUCAGGCAAACAUCUGAAAGCACGCAUCGCCGUGUUCUGUGGUGGUCACUGAUUCAAACAGUGGUUUUAUUAAUCAUGGGUGCGUGGCAAAUGAGACACUUGAAGAGCUUCUUUGAAGCAAAGAAACUAGUAUAAUAUAAAAUGUCAUUUUUUGUCAUCUUUGUAUGAUAUUCUCAUUGUAAUUUAUUUAUAAUAAAACGAAUGUCAAGAAAUGAU